Messenger RNA from Erigeron canadensis, 1644 nucleotides. Its product is annotated as polygalacturonase QRT3-like. The transcript is spliced from 3 exons. NCBI's taxonomy places the organism in Eukaryota, Viridiplantae, Streptophyta, Magnoliopsida, Asterales, Asteraceae. Bases 43 to 1542 code for a protein of 499 amino acids. Gene Ontology annotation, molecular function: polygalacturonase activity. The record is from RefSeq and is a predicted model, not a curated record.
CAUGUCCCUCUCUCUAUCUCCUACAUUUAUACAUACUCAAGUAUGGGUGUAUUUUUGUGUGAUACGAUCUUAUUGGUAGUACUAGGACUAGCUAUUUUCAUUAUGGCUAAUCAUGUCUAUAUCGGAAAUUCAUCUCGAGCUGAUUUGUUAGUCAGCCGCGAAGAUCAUGAUCAUCAUUUUCAAACACGAAAAAUUCAAGAAUGGAAGUCGUAUUUCUUCCAACGACAACAUAUCUCCCUUGCUUCAUCGUCGUCCCCAACUCCAGCUCUAGCUCCAUCUUUGCCUCUUGGAACAAGUAGCUCAAGAGUGUAUUCAGUGAUAGCAUAUGGUGCGGAUCCAACAGGGAAAAUAGACAGCACAGAAGCAAUCCUGGCCGCAAUAUCGGAUGCAGUUUCAGUCGCGGGUAAUGGAGAAUUGAUACAGGGGAUUAACAACCUUGGCGGAGUACAGAUAAAUUUGGAAGGUGGGAUUUACAACAUCAGCCGCCCAAUAAAAAUGCCGGUCGCCGGCCGAGGCAACAUCCUGAUAUGUGGAGGAACAUUAAAAGCAUCUGAUAAUUUCACAAGUGAUGGUUAUAUGAUAGACUUAUCAGCCUCUUCUUCUUCAAAUCAUGAUUAUACUUACGAGUUUGUAACAUUAAGAGAUUUAAUGUUGGAUUGCAAUUUCAAGGGAGGCGGUAUCCGAGCCAUUGACACCUUAAGAACAAGCAUCGACAAUUGUUACAUCGCCCAUUUCACUACCACGGGUAUACUAGUACAACGUGGUCAUGAGACUUACAUUCGCAAUUCCUUCCUAGGACAACAUAUUACCGCCGGGGGUGACCCCAGUGAACGCAAUUUCACUGGAACGGCCAUAGAACUACAAGGAAACGACAAUGCAAUCACUGAUGUCGUUAUUUUCUCAGCUGCAGUUGGGAUCAUGAUUUCUGGCCAAGCAAAUAUUAUUACUGGGGUACAUUGUUAUAAUAAGGCAUAUGGUUUUGGUGGGACUGGGAUAUACUUAAAAGUACCUGGAAUAACACAAACCAGAAUUGUUAAUUCAUACUUUGAUUACACCGGAAUAGUGGCUGAAGACCCGGUACAACUUCAUGUUUCUGAUUGUUUCUUCCUUGGGGAUUCAUUUAUUGUUCUCAAGUCGGUUCGUGGAGUGGUUGAUGGAAUAAACAUUGUAAAUAACAUGUUUUCUGGCUCAAAUAAAGGGAUUGAUGUUGUUCAGUUAGAUCAAACUAACAAAGAGUUCACCGACAUUGGUCAAGUAGUCGUUGAUAAGAAUACUGCUAAUGGGAUGAACCUGAAGGCGACUGUUGCUAAAGCUGCAACACGAGUCAAUGGUACCUCAUGGACUAUCGAUUUUAACAAGAUACUGCUUUUUCCUAGACGCAUAAAAUUUGUUCAACAUGCUCUAAUGACAGAUGCAAGUAAUUCGUUUCCCAGCACUAUUUUGCGAAAUAUCUCGAAUAAUCAAGUACUGAUCGAGUCAAAUACAAAGGUUGAAGGGAGCUCAUCGGUUAGUGUUGAUCAAGGUCUAUGGAUGUCGAGCUAGUCAUACAUACUUAACUAUUUAUAUUAUUUUUCAUUUUUUUGUAAAAAUUUUUCUCUAACUUCUUGAGUCCAAGAUCUCAAAUACUCAAAGUAAUAUAUCCAU